AUGAGCCCUUAUGAGUGGUAUAACCCUCACCCGUGCCUGAGAGAGCGGGUGGACAUCUUGGAGAACCAGUACACACUCGGAAACAGCCUCUGGUUCCCGGUUGGAGGUUUCAUGCAGCAAGGCUCGGAGAUUAUGCCCCGUGCGCUUUCUACACGCUGUGUCAGCGGAGUCUGGUGGGCCUUUACGUUGAUCAUCAUCUCCUCGUACACAGCCAACCUUGCUGCCUUCCUGACUGUGCAGAGGAUGGAGGUCCCAAUUGAAUCCGCUGAUGACCUCGCUGACCAAACCAACAUCGAGUAUGGCACCAUUCAAGGAGGAUCCACAAUGACAUUUUUUCAGAACUCCCGGUACCAGACAUACCAGCGGAUGUGGAACUACAUGCAUUCGAAGCAGCCCAGUGUCUUUGUGAAGACCACUGAGGAAGGCAUUGCCCGGGUUUUGAACUCCAAGUACGCCUUCCUGCUGGAGUCCACAAUGAACGAGUACCACAGGAAACGGAACUGUAACCUGACUCAGAUCGGAGGCUUGCUCGAUACCAAGGGUUACGGCAUCGGUAUGCCACUGGGUUCCCCAUUCCGGGAUGAGAUUACUCUCGCGAUCCUCCAACUUCAGGAGAAUAACCGGUUGGAAAUACUCAAGAGGAAGUGGUGGGAGGGAGGGAAGUGUCCGAAGGAAGAAGAUCACAGGGCAAAAGGUUUAGGAAUGGAGAACAUUGGUGGGAUAUUUGUCGUCCUGAUCUGUGGUCUGAUCAUUGCAGUCUUUGUAGCUGUCAUGGAGUUUGUUUGGACAACUCGCCGUUCAGCAGAAUCAGAGGAGGUCUCCAUGUGCCGCCAGAUGUUUACCGAGCUGCGCCAUGCUGUGUCGUGUAAGAAGACGUCCCGUUGGAGAAGGAGACGGAGACCAGCUAGGCCAGGGGGUGUCCCUUUGAGCAAGCAGCUGCGAGCGGCCCGGGAGCUGAGGCUCAGUAAUGGCAGGCUCUACCCAGGGCCUACGGGGAGCCUGGGCCUAGAGCCGAGCCUGGGCCCGGGCCUGGGCCCCGGACCGCAGCGACUCCUCGAUGAACUAGGCCCGGGCCCAGGCAGGAGCUGCAGCCACGUCCGUAUCUGCCAGGAGUGCCGGAGGAUCCAGGGCCUGAGGACGACACGCCUCCCCCCGAGCCGGGGGCCUGUACAGGCCGAGGAGCAGCCUCCUGUAUCUGGCCCGCAGCCUGAGGCCAGCAACCAGGACUGAGAGGGAGCCCGGGCCCAGAACCGGAGACUGGGA
Messenger RNA from Rhincodon typus (whale shark), 1263 nucleotides. RefSeq names its product glutamate receptor ionotropic, kainate 5-like. Gene Ontology annotation, biological process: synaptic transmission, glutamatergic; modulation of chemical synaptic transmission. Gene Ontology annotation, molecular function: transmitter-gated monoatomic ion channel activity involved in regulation of postsynaptic membrane potential; kainate selective glutamate receptor activity. The coding region runs from base 1 to 1230 and encodes 409 amino acids. Gene Ontology annotation, cellular component: presynaptic membrane; plasma membrane; postsynaptic membrane. The record is from RefSeq and is a predicted model, not a curated record. The transcript has 6 exons. NCBI's taxonomy places the organism in Eukaryota, Metazoa, Chordata, Chondrichthyes, Orectolobiformes, Rhincodontidae.